AAAAUACAAAAAUUGGAGCUGGAAUAGUGCGAGAUGUGCCAUCCCUGGUGUGGUGGGACCCAAACACACACGCACGCGGCACACAGUUCCAGAUCACGACCCGAAUCGGAGCUGCUAGAGUGCCGCACCGCAACACACCGCCUACGUCAGCAAAAUCACGUUGCACAUCAGCAGUUGGCCGGAAAUUUGGCCCAAACGGAGAAAAUCCUAAACCCCUGCAUCAACUAUACUUCCACCUGCCAGAGAGAUGGCCAUUAAACCAGGACUUGGUCGCAAGACCAGCAACAAAAAUCCUCCGAUUCUGAGCCACGAGUUCGUUAUUCAGAACCAUGCGGACAUUAUUUCCUGCGUGGCCAUGGUUUUCGUGGUCGGUCUGAUGAACGAAUCGACGGCGGCGUUCGCCAGUGCGUUCAUAUCCCUGCAUCAUAAUGUCAGCGGUGAGGAUCCCAGUAGGGAGCAGCCAUAUGGCAAGGCCUACACCUAUAUUGCCGGGAUCAAGGACUACUGUGCGAUAUUCUUCUACACGCUGACCUGCAUCAUCAUGCACGCGAUUAUCCAGGAGUUCGUGCUGGACAAGAUCAGCAAAAAGCUGCACCUAUCCAAGUUCAAGCUGGCCCGUUUCAAUGAGUCCGGGCAGCUGGUGGCCUUCUAUCUGCUGUCCUUCGUCUGGGGCGCCCAUGUCCUGCUAAAGGAGGGCUAUCUCGGCCAGGUGGCCCAGCUGUGGGAGGGCUUCCCCGACCAUCCAAUGAGCUUUUUGCACAAGUUCUACUUCGUGGUGCAGCUGGCCUACUAUCUGCACAUGCUGCCGGAGCUGUACUUCCAGAAGAUCAAGACCAAGGAGGAGCAGCAGCCAAAGAUCGUGCACUCGAUCAGCGGCUUCACCCUGAUUGUCCUGGCUUAUACGCUCAGUUUCCAGCGCUUGGCCUUGGUUCUGUUGACGCUGCACUACUUCAGCGAGCUGCUGUCGCACGUCUUCCAGCUAAUUGGCGUCUUCGAUCGCGAGGAGCGCCUGGCCAAGCUGCGUGUGGUCAACAAUGGUGUCUUCUUCCUGAUCCGCUUUGCCACGUCGGUGAUAGGAGUACUCACCCUGUACUACGGCAUCGGUGGAGUGAGAUCCCUGCUAGCGUUGGGCGGUCUGAUUGCCCUGCAGGGCUACCUGGUGUUCUCCUUCAUCACGGAGCAGCUGCGCGCCAAGCGAGAGGCCAAGAAGGAGGCCAAACGCGAAGCCAAACUGGCGCUGCAAACCAAGAAGCCCGCCAAGACACCCAAGGAUAAAGUCAAGCGCAAAAAGGAGAGCGAUCUGCCCGAGGCGGACCAAAGUUCGCCCAGUCCCAUCAAGCAGAAGCUCAAGUGAGAAGCCGGGAAACACAGCAACAAAAUCUUCCGCACACUUCCAAUCCAAAACGAAUGAGAGAUAGAGCAGCAUCAUGAACAGGCGCCCAGAGUAUAUAGUAGAUAUAUAGCCACGAUUCUAAUCCACGGCUCCCUGGCUUUGUAAAUCUCGUUUAGCUCAAAACUACUACUGCAAACAUUUCUGCUGCAUUUACUUCCUCGACACACAAAAGAAACUAUUUCUUAGCCUAAAUGUUUUGUUUCAUUUUAAGUUUACAUCAUUUUUUUAAACAAAUUUUUUUUAUUUUUAUACAUACACAAAAAAUUAAAAAAAAAAAAGAGUAAACAAAAUAUAAAAAAAAGCUUACUAUAAUGUGUGUUUUUCAAUGGCUAUUGCAUUAAGUAAAUUGUUCAAUUGCUGAAAAAUGAUUUCACAAUUUCCGAUCGUCCUAUUUGCAUGUAAAAAUAUUUUUUAUAAAAUCAAAAGAAAGAGAAAAAGAAAAAGAUCAAGAACAAGAUUGUAACCAGGCAAAACAAAAUAUUUGCUGAAUAUAUAAAAAAUAUAUAUAUUUUGUAUAAGAAACUGAAA
Molecule: messenger RNA, 1921 nt
Organism: Drosophila rhopaloa
Lineage: Eukaryota; Metazoa; Arthropoda; Insecta; Diptera; Drosophilidae
Gene: TRAM
Product: translocating chain-associated membrane protein 1
Exons: 3
Coding region: 248-1354 (368 amino acids)
Biological process (GO): protein insertion into ER membrane; SRP-dependent cotranslational protein targeting to membrane, translocation
Cellular component (GO): endoplasmic reticulum membrane
Source: RefSeq, a predicted model, not a curated record